AUGCAUAGAGAAUUUCUAUAUAUUCAACAAAUUGGUAGUGUGAAUUGGUUAUUACAUACACUUUAUACCCAAUCAGCGUUUUCCAAGUGUACAGAUAUCAUUAAAAAGUGUACUAAUGGGCAAUUUACGUUAAAUGACGAUUACCAUUUGUAUUGUUUAAGUCUAAUAAAUCGACUUGGUGGGUGUAUACAACAAUCCUUGGAUAGUUUAUUUAAAUGUUUGGAGCAUGACAAUAAGUCAGUUGAUAUAAUGAAGCAAAUCGCAAAGUCAUUGUAUUUACAAGGUCAUCAUAAUGAAGCAUUGGAAAUUUAUCAAGAUGCUUUAAAACUUAAUCAAAAUGAUUGGGAAAUACCAUUUGGACAAGGUAUAUGUUAUUUCUACAUGAAAAAAUUUGAAUCGGCUGAAAAGUAUUUUAAAAAAUCUAGUAAACUCACCAAAAGCAUUAAACCAUUGAAAUGGUUAGCAAAAGUUCAUUUAGAAAAGAGCUCAAUAAAUUCUGCUAUUGCAACGUUGAAGAAAGCAACCUCACUAGUACCUGAAGAUCCGGAUAUCUUAUCUAAUCUGGGUUCAUUAUAUUUCCAAACCAAUCAAGAACAAUUAGCAUUUGAAUGUUUAAGCUCAGCAAUUAUUUUAAAACCGGAUCAUUUUGAUGCAAAUCAAUUAGCCGGUUUAGUUAUUACACUGCAUAAAGAUUAUGAUGUGGCAUUGAAUAAAUAUCGAUCAAUAUUAAAACAAUCUUCUGAAAGUUCAAUAUUAUGGAAUAAUAUUGGUGUAGCACUAAUGGGUAAAAGAAACUUAAUAGCUUCUAUUACUUGUUUUAAACGUGCCAGUUACUUAACACCAUUCGAUUGGAGAAUAUCAAUUAAUCUGGGCAUAAUUUAUAUGCAUACAUCACAAUGGUUAAGUGCAUUUCAACAUAUCACUACAUCAAUUAAUCUGUUUAAUAUCAUUAAACAAAGAUCAAUCCGUCGUUCUGCUAUAAAUCAUAAUGACAAAAAUAAUCAUAAAACUACUCAUGAUGUUGGCAUGUUAUAUUGUCUUUUGGGUUAUUGUUUAAUUAAAUUAAAUGAAUAUUCCAAAGCUUAUGAAGCUUUUAUGAAUGCAUAUAAACAAAGCAAUAAAAAUCCUUUAGUGAUUUUGAAUUGUGCAAAUUUUCUUGUCAAAUCAAACAAAAAAUUGGCCAAUCAAAUGUUUGCAAAAUAUAAAAAACUUAAUUUAACCAGUGAAUUUGAAUUACCAUAUUGGGUGAAUAAAAAUGAUAUGGAUAAAUUAGUCAAUCAAUUGGAUACACAUCUUAGACAAAAUACUACAGAAUCAACUGAUUCUAUGCAAAUUUCAAUAUAG
Schistosoma mattheei is the source of this 1344-nucleotide messenger RNA. The record is from the annotation of a GenBank genome assembly. Lineage: Eukaryota; Metazoa; Platyhelminthes; Trematoda; Strigeidida; Schistosomatidae.